Messenger RNA from Xyrauchen texanus (razorback sucker), 3606 nucleotides. RefSeq names its product GMP reductase 2-like. Bases 580 to 1626 code for a protein of 348 amino acids. Gene Ontology annotation, biological process: nucleotide metabolic process. The transcript has 10 exons. The record is from RefSeq and is a predicted model, not a curated record. Gene Ontology annotation, cellular component: GMP reductase complex. Gene Ontology annotation, molecular function: GMP reductase activity. Lineage: Eukaryota; Metazoa; Chordata; Actinopteri; Cypriniformes; Catostomidae.
UAUGGAGUAUACUACGAUAGUUGCUGUUUUAUAAGAGACAAUUCGUGGACAAUUUUGCGACAGGAAGAUGUCAGUAUACGACUCUGCCGUGACGGCAGUAUGCUUGUCGUAACACGCUAGCUGACCGAAAUAUGUUCAAAACGCGGAGGUUGUUGAAGACCUCUAGAAUAACAUCAUUCUUUGAUAAUAACCUGACUUAGAAAUUAAAUGUAUUUUAUAUUGUGUUAUUUAAAUACUCACAAAAUACUAAAUAACAUACAAACAAACACUAAAUAACAAAAUGUGUCAGUUGAAGCCAAACGCAAGAAAAAACAUAAAAAUGCGACAGUUAUUGCGACAGUGGGAUUCAAGCCUUUUGUAGUUCUUCACGGAACGCUUGAGCUGAAUGUGCAUUCGACCCCCUCAGUUAUAAGACUACAUGCGCUGACAGCCGUAAAGAUCCGGUCUCCAAAAAUGACAGAUUUCAACACCGGAAACCUAUUUCAGUCUCUUUCAUACAGUUCUUCAAGGAGGUGUACGGGGACAGACAGACAGUGAGAUACGGUUGGAGCAGUCUCAAGGCCAUCCUCUUCAGCAGCCAUGCCACGAAUCGAAAAUGACAUCAAACUCGACUUCAAGGACGUGCUGCUCCGUCCCAAAAGAAGCACUCUCAAAUCUCGCAGUGAGGUGGAUCUCACACGUAGUUUCUCAUUCAGAAACUCAAAGGGCAGUUAUCAUGGGAUUCCCAUUGUAGCCGCCAACAUGGACACUGUGGGGACGUUUGAAAUGGCCUUAGCUUUACAUCAGUUUAGUCUCUUUACAGCUAUCCAUAAGCAUUAUUGUGUGGAUGACUGGAAGGAGUUUGCAACAAAGAACCCAGAAUGCGUACAGAGUGUUGCAGUCAGCACAGGGACAGGUGAAGGAGAUUUUGAGAGACUGGGGGACAUUCUGGCUGCUGUACCUCAGGUUCAGUACAUAUGUGUCGAUGUUGCCAAUGGUUACUCUGAACACUUUGUCCACUUUGUGAAAGACGUGAGGCAAAAGUUCCCCACUCACAUUAUAAUGGCAGGCAAUGUGGUCACAGGAGAGAUGGUAGAAGAACUGAUUCUUGCUGGUGCUGAUAUCAUCAAAGUGGGGAUUGGCCCAGGUUCUGUGUGUACCACUCGUAAGAAGACGGGUGUGGGUUAUCCACAGCUGAGUGCAGUCAUUGAGUGUGCUGAUGCUGCACAUGGCCUGGGUGGACAUAUUAUAUCUGAUGGUGGAUGUACAUGCCCAGGUGAUGUUUCCAAAGCAUUUGGUGCGGGGGCGGACUUUGUGAUGCUGGGAGGAAUGCUUGCAGGUCAUUCUGAGUGUGGGGGUGAAAUCAUAGAGAAGAAUGGCAAGAAGUAUAAACUGUUUUAUGGCAUGAGUUCGGACACAGCCAUGAAGAAGCAUGCAGGAGGCGUAGCAGAGUACAGGGCAUCGGAGGGUAAGACGGUUGAAGUGCCUUACAAAGGGCCUGUGGAGGUGACAGUAAGAGAUGUGCUGGGAGGAGUUCGCUCCACCUGUACAUAUGUGGGCGCUGGUAAGCUGAAAGAGUUAAGUCGUCGUACCACCUUCAUUCGGGUGACCCAACAACUCAACACCGUGUAUGGAAAUGAUAACUAAGGCAGGCCAUAUCUGAGGUCUGACUGGGUCCUUAUUGGGCCAAAUUAUGCCAAUUAUCGCAAAGGUCAUAUUCUUCUGGCUGCAGUGUGAAGACAGCUGCACACAUAUGCAUGAUCAUGUGCCUCACCUCAUAUCCUUAUUUAGGGAUUUAAUGUGUAUUUUACGGUUUACAUGGCUGUGAAAUUUUCAACUAACUUGGAAUUUGCAAAGUUUAACCAGGAGUUAACAAGGACACAACAACUUUUUUCUUGCAUUUCAUCUAUUCUAAAUAUUUACUAUAUUUUAGGAAAGGCUAAGAUUAGAACAUUUAUUUAAUUAAUUACCCUUAACUGAAAGUGUAUGUUUUGUGCAACGUAUGGGUCACAGCCUAACUGAAGUUGUCUUCUGAUCAUUUGUCUUAAACUUUAGCCCAAAUGCUAUUAGAGCCUUAUAUUUUAUCCAGAUACUUCAGGUACUAUUUUAAAAUGUAUUGUUAAGCUGAAUGUCUAUGCCUGAUGUUUUUCUAUGUGUAACUUGAGUUUUCUAAUACUGUUAACGAGUGUCAGAAAUUAAGUUGAACAUUAACAUAAUAUUUCCCCCAGGAUUUGAUAUUUAGGGGAAUGUUUUACCUUUAUGAGGGCAUACUUUUUUCUAACCAUUGUCAGUCAAACAUAAACCGUGUCUCAUCUGUUUAUGUCAUAUACAUACAUUUGAACAUUAAGUACAUACAAAUUCUGAAGACUGAGAAUGUAUUACUUCUUACCCUAAGAAUUAAAUCAGCAACAACUCAUAUUUAUGUCUUAAUACAGUAUGUACAACUAGGAGCAUAAUAAAAUAUUAAGAACUAUGAGGAGCCGUGUAGGCCAUAAUUGUUGAAAAGCCUCUUACAAACACUUCUGAAAUGUAGAUAUUGAUAUAAAUAUUAGUGAAAUUCAUUCAUAUUUCAAAAGUGUAUAUGAGAAGUGUUGAAGUAAUGGUUGAAAGACACUUUCAGCAAGAAAUGUGUAAAUUUAGUUAAGUCAACAGAAUCAGUUUUAUGAAUAUUUUUGUUUCACUGUUGUUUAUAAGAAUCUUUUAUGAAUGAAUUUCACUCAUGUUUAUAUAAAUACCUUUAUUUCACUAGUGUUUGUAAGAGGCUUUUCAACAAUUAUUGCUUACACGACUCCUCAUAAAGAACUAUAUCAAAUUUUAGAAAUAAAAAACAGAAGAAUUCAUUACAAGGGCAUUUUUUGCCUUUACGUUUUGUAUUUCGGGAGCAAUUUAUUUUUUGAUCAUUUUCAGUGGCAUUUUUACUACAAUACACCCUUAAUUUCUGACCCUGCUGUUAACUAUUUCCAUUCUAUUCUCUCUCACUGGACCAACUCAGAACAUUUAAAGGAUUAUUACAGAGUUAUAAGUCUAUUAUACUAUGUGCUAUAGACUUUUGUUAUAUAUUAACAUUCUAUUCUAUAGCAUAUAUGUGUUGACCAAAGCCAUAGUAUUUUUAUACUUCCACAUACAAUGACAUCUGAUAACUGCUUGUAAAACUGCUUAUCAUAUGUGAUAGAUGUAUGUAACAAAUACAGGGGUGUUACACAAACCUUUUAAGUUUUCAUCCAUUCCUGUCAUAAUAUUAGUAUAAUUGUAUGCAUUUUGGCACAGUUGUAUCAUGAACACAGCUUAAUUAACCUUAAUAAUUAAAUAUUUACAUCUUUAUUAGUUUUUUUACACACAUCAUACAGUAUUUUAGCAUUCUACUGCAGUUACUGUUCUCAUUGAUUCAAGUGUCUCUGAUUGUGAUUAAAGUUGUAGCUGGUGCAAAUAAUAAUGAAAUGUGAAAGAAAGUCAGAUGUUGGCUGAUUAGUGGACAGUUGAAUUUGAUCCAUGUUGAUUUGUAUCUUUUAUAUUGUUGUUAAAUCUGAUCUGUUUCAAAUAUGUCAUUUUGAAUCAUUUCACUUCAAAUAUUUUUGGUUUUCAUCAAGUGUUAUUGUUUUCCUGUGUUGUUGUGAAAUAAAUCACUCA